Rhipicephalus microplus (southern cattle tick) is the source of this 822-nucleotide messenger RNA. RefSeq names its product low molecular weight phosphotyrosine protein phosphatase-like. NCBI's taxonomy places the organism in Eukaryota, Metazoa, Arthropoda, Arachnida, Ixodida, Ixodidae. Gene Ontology annotation, biological process: protein dephosphorylation. The record is from RefSeq and is a predicted model, not a curated record. Gene Ontology annotation, molecular function: acid phosphatase activity; non-membrane spanning protein tyrosine phosphatase activity. Gene Ontology annotation, cellular component: cytoplasm.
AUCACGGAGGAAGGAAAAACGCGCCGGUCGGUCUGCUGCUGCUGCAUGUUUUUCGGUCGUGCAGCGAUCUUCACUCGCAAACUUGCGCCGCGCUGUUGUUUCGUGGCCCUCCGAGGUCUCAAAAUGUCAGAAAGUAGUGAUUCUAACUCCGUCCUUUUCGUCUGCCUCGGCAACAUUUGCCGCUCCCCGAUCGCCGAGGCUGUCUUCAAGCACGUCGCUAAAGAGAGAGGCGUGUUGGAUGACUGGACUGUUGACAGUGCAGCCACCGGCGACUGGCAUGUGGGCUGCAAUCCCGACAAGCGUGCCCUCAAGUGCCUCAAGGAUCACGGCAUCGACUACAAGCACUCCGCCAGGCAGGUGACAACCGAAGACUUCACCAACUUCAAGUACAUCUUUGGCAUGGACGAGAACAAUAUCUCGACACUGCGCGAGCUGUCACCCAAAAAGAGUACGGCUCAAAUCGAACUCUUCGGGAAGUACGACCCCCAAGGGAAGACCAUCAUUCGGGAUCCAUACUAUGACGACGGGAGCAAGGGCUUUGAGGACGCGUACGAACAGUGCCUGCGCUGCAGCAAUGCCUUCCUGGACAGAGUGGUCAGCUGAGUGGCGCGGGUUCCUGCUUAAGUUGCUUGGGGGCGCUGGCAGCGGUGGCCUCCUCCAGGCGUCGUCGCUUCUUCUCUAGAUAACUGUGCUCGUUGUCAAACCACUGCUUGUAGAGCUGAGACAGGCUGCCGUUAUUUCGGUUGGCGACGACAGGCUUGCCUGCACGAGCCCAAACAUUUUGUUAGCCGAAUUUCAUAAAUAAAAUAAUCUUUUUGACAA